This is a messenger RNA of Brassica napus (rape), 1075 nucleotides long. Its product is annotated as 60S ribosomal protein L7a-1. The transcript has 4 exons. Bases 156 to 926 code for a protein of 256 amino acids. Gene Ontology annotation, biological process: ribosome biogenesis. NCBI's taxonomy places the organism in Eukaryota, Viridiplantae, Streptophyta, Magnoliopsida, Brassicales, Brassicaceae. The record is from RefSeq and is a predicted model, not a curated record. Gene Ontology annotation, cellular component: ribonucleoprotein complex.
UAAGGGUAUAUAUGUAAUUUAAACUUGAAUCAAAAGUAAAGAAACCCUAUCAGUUGAGCUAUAUAUAAAGGCAAAACCCUAAGAAACAUUUCCUUUUGACUCAGCCGUCCGUUUGAGAGACCACAUCAUUUGGAGUGCAGCACAGGAGAGCGACGAUGGCCCCCAAGAAAGGAGUGAAGGUAGCUGCCAAGAAGAAGACGGAGAAAGUAACCAACCCUCUAUUUGAGAGGAGGCCAAAGCAAUUUGGUAUUGGUGGUGCUUUGCCUCCCAAGAAGGACUUGACUCGUUACAUCAAAUGGCCCAAGUCUAUCCGUCUCCAGAGGCAGAAGCGUAUCCUCAAGCAGAGGCUCAAGGUCCCUCCGGCAUUGAACCAGUUCACCAAGACCCUUGACAAGAACCUUGCAACCCAGCUUUUCAAGGUUCUGAUGAAGUACAGGCCAGAGGACAAGGCCGCUAAGAAGGAUCGUCUUCUGAAAAAGGCUCAAGCCGAGGCUGAGGGAAAGCCUUCUGAAUCCAAGAAGCCCAUUGUCGUCAAGUAUGGGCUCAACCACGUCACUUACCUCAUCGAGCAGAACAAGGCGCAGCUUGUUGUCAUUGCUCACGAUGUUGACCCCAUCGAGCUGGUCGUCUGGCUGCCUGCUCUUUGCAGAAAGAUGGAAGUGCCUUACUGCAUUGUUAAAGGCAAAUCUCGUCUUGGAACGGUCGUUCACCAGAAGACUGCUGCUUGCUUGUGUUUGACCACAGUCAAGAACGAGGACAAGCUAGAGUUCAGCAAGAUCCUUGAGGCCAUCAAGGCAAACUUCAACGACAAGUACGAGGAGUACAGGAAGAAAUGGGGUGGAGGCAUCAUGGGAUCCAAAUCACAGGCCAAGACAAAGGCCAAGGAAAGGGUUCUUGCAAAGGAGGCUGCCCAGAGGAUGAACUAAGAAGGGAUCUAUUCUUCUUAUUGCGAAGUUUUUUUGUUUAGCUGUUGGAACUCUUUGUUUUCUUUUAUGGAUGUUUUGCAAUUUCUUCGGACCGUUCCCAUCUUCUUGAAGCUUAAUUAUCUUUAUGGUGUGUCUGCCAAUUUUAAACU